CUCGUUUGGCGCCUCGCGCUCGUUAAGUUCAGCGGCUCGCGGGAGUUUUCCGCUCCUCGCUGCUUAUACAAGAGCCGCAGCUGGUCAGCGAGAAAAAGCAGAAAUGAGCGUCACCCUAGUUCCGGUUGUUGUGGAGACACCUGUGGAAAAAGCGGAGCGGUAGUUCCUCUGAGGUGUGGAGGAGGAACUAGGUGAUUUUCAACAUCACAUUUAAAAAAAAUGUUGAGGCGGACAGUGGGGGGAGAAAAAAACUCCACAUGUAAGAAUUAUUAGAGGUAGAAGCAAGUGUUUUACCUAAAAGGGGGCGGAGUCAGGGUGGUUGGCGCGGGCGGUGCUCUCUGUCGCCCAUGCCCCCUUUUGCCCUCCUGCUCGCUUGCGGGGGAAGAAGCGUGAACUUGAACGCUGCCGCCUCCUCUGCGCAGAGCGAGUCCUGGCGAAGGCCAGCAAGUCUUAUCAGUCCGGCGCUCAGGUUUCGGACCGCUUAUCGGAGAAGAGAGGAGGAGGAGCUGGACCGGGUCUGGUUUUGGGUUCGAGACCCAAGGGGGCCAAAACGCACGACGCGAUGUCCAGGCGCAAACUUGGAAGCAGACCGCAGCACCUGAGCGCAAUUCAAGACGCCCCUGUACUUGAGGAUGGUGCGGACUCAGCAGGUGACCCCCCCCUGCAGAUGUACGCCCCCGACGAAGGUCGUGACCUCCUCACCUGUGGCCAGUGCAGCAAGGCCUUCCCACUGGCCCACAUUCUGGCGUUCAUCCAGCACAAGCAGGGCGGCUGCGGCUCCAGAAACCCGGCCCCGGGCGUCAGCGCCACCCCACCCUCGCCUGCCAGCCGAACCAGGCACCAGCGGGCCUGCAAGGGUGGGCCGGGGCCCGGCUUCAUCGAGCUGCGGAGAGGGACGGCCAGGAACCAAGCCUGGGGGGAGGAGCUCGGCGUAAAUGUGAAGGCAGAGUUCAACAAAUCAGUGCCUGAGGAGCCCUUGUAUUUCACCUGCCAGCAGUGUGAGGGUAUAUUUCCGUCUGCAUGGGCGCUCCUGCAGCACGCUCAGCACCUGCACUCCUUCAGCAUCUACCAGGAGGACGAGGAGGAAGACAUGGACAUGGGAGAAGACGGAAGAGGCCUUCAAGACCACAAACCCGUCACAGCGGUUCUGGACCCGCGCCACCUGAGCCAAACGCUGGCCUCUGCCUUUCAGCCGUCUGUUCUGCGUCGCUCCCGUCAGAUGCACCCCGCCUCCUCCUCCAGUAACUCGCAGGCUAUGAACUUUUCCGUGCGGCUGAAAGAGCUGGCUGAAGGGAGUAACACCAGCAGCAGCUCGCCCAGAGGCCUUGUGCUGUCACCAUCCUCGUCUCCACCUGCAGCCUCUCCUUUUCCUCACACUGUGACCCUGCAGACCGACUUCCACUGUGAGCUGUGUGACCAGAACUUCCAGUCCCUGCGUGCCCUGUCUGCGCACCGCAGGACUCAUGCGUGCGAGAGGCCCUAUCACUGUGGAGUGUGCGGACAGGCCUUUGCACAGAGUGGUCAGCUGGCUCGUCACAUAAGGAGCCAUCACCGCGAGGCUGGAGGAAGUGUUUGUGAGUCGGUGGAGAUGGAUGAGGACGCGGGGAGGCUACGGAGAGGGAGAUUUCAAAUGCAGCCGCCUGGAAUCCUUGGGAAGGGAGUGGUUGGAGAUUUGAGAGCACAGGGCUCCUCUGAGGUGGACCUGGCCAUCUCUAAACAUCCAUCUGUGGCUUCUGGUUUAGCACUUUUGACCCCUCAGGGAAGAGCAGCGGACAGGGAGCUGCUGAGACUGUACCAGCGAUCGGGAGAAGGGGGUGAGGAGGAAGUGGAAGGGCAGGGGGAGCCCCAGCUCUCCCCGCCCUGCGCCAGCCCCUCCGAAGGCUCGCUGGAGAGCGGAGAGACGGGAGGGAGCGGAGAAAGCGGCAUCGCCAGUGGCAACUGUACGCCCAAACGCCCAGAGAUGGGUGAAAAGGCUCGAGGGGGCGGCGAGUGGGAAAACGAAAGAGGAGAGCUUGUGCGGCGGGAGAAGGAGUGGAGCUCGGUGCAGGUCAGCGAAGUCGUGCAGGAGUGGCAGAGGGACAACGAGUGGAGGAGCGGAGCAGGAGGAGCGAAUACCGGAGGAAGCGCCAACCCCACGUCCGGUACCACCGUUAAAAGAAAGAAAGACGAGGCCUGCGAGUACUGCGGCAAACAGUUCAGGAACAGCAGCAACCUGACUGUCCACCGACGCAGCCACACAGGUGAGCGGCCCUACCGCUGUGGCCUCUGCAACUACGCCUGCGCCCAGAGUUCAAAGUUAACGCGCCACAUGAAGACGCACGGCGCCCAGGGAGCCAAGGCCUCCUUCCUGUGCCAGCUGUGCUCGGUGCCAUUCACCGUGUACGCGACCUUGGAGAAACAUCUGAAGAAAGUUCACGGCCUGAGCCACGCCAGCGUGGGCACGUUCACACAAGCCAGCGCCGCGGACACGUUAGCUGCUUUCAGGGCCAGGGAGGAGGCGGCUGUGGUGAAAAUGGAGGAGGAGGAGGAGACCAGUUUGGAUCGGAUAGACACGGAGAGCAAGGUGCAAAGUCAUGGCGGCAUAGGCGUGGAGGUGGAGGAGGCCAGCCCGACUCUAGUUGAAGGUCUCCCAUGUGAAAUCAGUGCAGAAGCUUUGACUUCAGCACUUUAAAAGGUUUUCACCCUGAAAACCAGCACUGUAUAGGACUCAACUUGCUCAGCAAUUUAAAAAGAAAAAAGAAAAAACAGUCAAGGGGAAAGCAGAGUCUUAUCUAAAGAAGCUCUGCAGCAGGUAACCCCAUCUUCACUGCCAGCACUUAGGCGCACAGCAGCCAGCAAUUUACACGAAUAUAUGCAAAGCUGCCGUGUGAAACAGAGUUCCUACAGCUCUGCAGACCACAGAGAAAAACAAGGCCAUGACAUUCAACGGGGAGAUUACCAGAGCUCAUGAACAGGAAGUGAACCACCACAGUCCACACCGACGCAGGAAACUGAUCACCAUGUUGCAGCACAGGAUGUAAAAGAUGUCUCGAACUUUGUGUCUGUUGACCCACCGGACAGGUGGCGACGGGUCGUAGCUUUUAGAUAAAUUAUCGAAAUAAAAGGAAGCUGUGGCAAUAGAAUCUACUCGGCGCAGACGAAUGGAGAGAGGCCAUAUUGAUUUCUUUUGAGACCUUUUAAAGACUAAAGGCGUUUGAACGGACAAUCCAAACACUGCCUGCCUGCAGUUCCUCACACUCCGCUUUUAUAAAGGCGCUCGCUCGUCUCAACACUUGUCACUUACUGUUUACAGGACUCCAGAGGCCGAGGAAGGCUCCGCUCCUGACUUUGUGACAGUGGAUGAUUUCCUGUUCUGUUUUUUUUUUUUAAUAUAAUUUCUAAAUGUGAAUAAAAAGACUUAAAGUCUUGUCUACCACUGUUUUGUAUCAGUUUCUAUGCAUAAAAAGCAUCAAUUGUACCUUCAUGUGAAAUGUGCUAUUUUCCUUUUUUCUUUUUUUAUUGUGAUGGUAAUUUCUCUCUUUCAUUGUUUACAUUUGUAAAUGGCCAGACCGCUCAAAGCUUUUUGCAUGUGUUUUUUGCCGCUCUGUGGAUUUCUUAUGUCUGUAAUUCUUCCUAACUUAUGGACGCUGCAUGUUGAGGGUGCAAAUGAGGAAAAAAAAAGUCUUUCACUGCUGCUGACGUGGUUUUGACUGGACUUUUUGUGGGAGCGAGCAUAAAUGAGUGAGACGUUCGUGAGGGUUUCUGUACAAACUGGGCUUGGGGGGUCUUUCCACUCAACCCCCAGGCUUCUGCUGGGUCAUCAUCGGGGGGAAUUUUAGCACAAUUUCUGUUUGAGAAAGACGACAAACGUCUGUCCAUCUUUCUCGCGACUACUGUAAUGACUUCCAAAUUUUGCAUUUACGUGAAAUAUUUUUUCCUUUUUCAGAACCUGUUGUGAACAAAUGCAGUGUAACUGUUCAGGGAUGGAAUUGUGUACAUAAAUUCUUGAUGUUAUCUUUGUUGUUGUUUAUGAUUAUCUGCCUGUCCCUGUUACAUGCUCUUUGCUUUUCCACUAUUGCUGUUUUUCUUUUUCACUCCACAUUGUGAAGCUAUGCCUUUCAUGUCUUUGUAAACCUGACACCGUUUUUGUAAUGAACCUUGUCACAAGGUGCCUCAAUAAACAAAUGAGGUCAAAUAUA
Molecule: messenger RNA, 4178 nt
Organism: Oryzias melastigma (Indian medaka)
Lineage: Eukaryota; Metazoa; Chordata; Actinopteri; Beloniformes; Adrianichthyidae
Gene: znf296
Product: zinc finger protein 296
Exons: 3
Coding region: 563-2671 (702 amino acids)
Biological process (GO): positive regulation of transcription by RNA polymerase II
Cellular component (GO): nucleus
Molecular function (GO): RNA polymerase II cis-regulatory region sequence-specific DNA binding; DNA-binding transcription factor activity
Source: RefSeq, a predicted model, not a curated record